AUGUCCCUGACUGGCUGACAGUAAAGGCAGAGACACAUCUCUGAGUGGCUGACGCGAGGAUGAAGCACUCCUCUGACUGGCUAAGACGAAAGUGAAGAUCGUCCCUGAGUGGCUGACAAUAAAGGGUGAGACACUCCCCCUGGUGGAGCUCGUGUCUUAUAAAAGAGAAGUGAAAUAUACAUCAACGCUGCAGAGCGACGCUGACUCGACUAAUAUCAUGUUGACACCAUUGUUAGUGUUGUGUAUGGUGAGUGUGGGAGUGUGGGCGACCACUGCCAUCAGGGAGGAACGUCAGGUGGUCCUCGACAACUCCUACCCGACUGUCCUCUACAUUAACACAGCCCUCGACUCAGCCUCUGCCAACACCAGAGCCGAUACUUCAAAUGUCAUCCACGUUAACCUGUACCCACCUAACCAGAAACCUGCAGAACCCAGGCGGGCGGUUGUGGUGCUGAGAGGUGAGGCUGAAGGCACUCUGGUACUGACGCAGGAAGACCCUCCCGCGGGUGUCACCCGCAUCGAGGGCUCCAUCUCGAACCUCACUAGCGGCCUCCAUGGCUUCCACAUCCACCAGUUCGGCGAUCUCUCCGGCGGCUGCGGCACCGCAGGCGGACACUACAACCCCUUCGGGAAACAGCAUGGGGCCCCCGAGAAUUUCAAUCGUCAUCUGGGUGACUUGGGCAACAUCGUGGCUGACGAGUCUGGCGUCGCCUUCGUCAACAUCACAGACCCUCUGGUGGCUCUGACGGGUCUCAGGACAGUUGUGGGUCGUGCUGUGGUUGUUCACGCUGGCGCGGAUGACCUCGGCAAGGGUGGCAAUGAAGAGAGUCUUAAGACUGGCAACGCUGGAGGUCGUGUGGCAUGUGGCGUCAUAGGAUUCGCUUAAGAGGUUCCUACGCAGUGAGAUCUGGAGAGGGACGUAGGCUUGCAAGAUGCCUGAGGUCACAUGGAUCCUCUGCACCUCAGGAAACUAUCCUUCACCUACAACCACAACAGCUCCAAGUAUACUUCCACAAUGCUAUACAAGUUACUGAUGCACAUGGCUCUCCAGGUCUCCUUGCAUUAAAGAACAUAAGAACAGAGCUCACACUGUAGUUGGAAUAUUAGAUCAUGUUAAAUAGCUUUUACUUACGCUAAAACCAUUCCUAAGAACGUGACAAGAAAGAAUUCUACCAAUUUUUAUUUGUCUAAUACCAUAUCAUUAUAUAUAAGAUAUUUUUUAUCACAUACCGAAAAGUGAGAGACAAGAGAUAAGUAUAGCACUGGGAUAUUUAUUGAGAAGACGUAUCUCUCUGGAGGCUUUUUCCAAAGUUUCCCCGAGCAAAACAUUUCACUAUAUAUCUUAGUACUACACAUACGUCUAUAUCAAACAAACGAUCAUGUCUACGAGGUCAAACAUAGACCCCCCCCCCCCCCACCCUGCAAUUUGUCAGAUUCUCUUGUUGUGAGUAGUGACGAAUGUGAUAACAAAAAGAAUGUAUACAGACCAAAUAAUAAUCUAUUGUUAUAUAAUGUUAUCAGGUAAACAUGUAUUUUUUGUAUUUACAUAAUAUGUUGAAAAAAUUGGACCUACGGUGAAACUAUACAA
Messenger RNA from Cherax quadricarinatus, 1588 nucleotides. It is a transcript of the gene Sod1, whose product is annotated as Superoxide dismutase 1. The record is from RefSeq and is a predicted model, not a curated record. NCBI's taxonomy places the organism in Eukaryota, Metazoa, Arthropoda, Malacostraca, Decapoda, Parastacidae. Gene Ontology annotation, molecular function: copper ion binding. Gene Ontology annotation, biological process: superoxide metabolic process.